This is a messenger RNA of Strigops habroptila (Kakapo), 972 nucleotides long. RefSeq names its product placenta-specific gene 8 protein-like. The record is from RefSeq and is a predicted model, not a curated record. The coding region runs from base 472 to 816 and encodes 114 amino acids. The transcript is spliced from 5 exons. Gene Ontology annotation, biological process: positive regulation of transcription by RNA polymerase II. NCBI's taxonomy places the organism in Eukaryota, Metazoa, Chordata, Aves, Psittaciformes, Psittacidae.
AGGGAAAAGCUCAGAUUGAAGGACCCUGAAGUGCUCUUCAAUUAGUUUGGUCUGGAAUCCUGGAAGUAUGCUUUUCCUUUGGGGAAAAACGGUGGGAAAAUGUCUAUCCCCAUGAACAGACAUCAUUCAGAGCUGUUCUCCCUCAGCCAAUAACCUCAUGUACGCAGAGUUAAGGGAAUAAGAAAAUAUUUGUCUUUUUUAAAAGACAAAUAGCAGUCUGUGAUUUAAUUUGCGGGAGAGGGGGAAAUAAAACUGUGCAACGUCUAUAACCAUACUGAAAGGGCACAUCUCCUGACCUCCCCUUCUUGUUACCUCCCACCACUACACUUGCUCACUGCUGGCUGCCAAUAAAAGCCUCCAAGAAAGAGAAACUUUAGUUUCAUCUUCCCCAGAGACUCUCUGUGCAGGGCCCCGGACGGCAAGGAAGAAGGCACUGGCAGAGGCUGCUCACGAGAAGAAGAGUGACUAGGAAUGGCUGUCCCAUCCGUUGUGACAAUCCAGCCACAGUACGGCAUGGCCGUGCCCGCUGCCUCGAGAAGCAUGUGGCAGACAGGGCUGAUGGACUGCUGCUCGGACUGCGGCGUGUUCUGCUGCGGGUUAUUCUGCUUUCCCUGCCUGGGGUGCCAAGUGGCUGGGGACAUGAAUGAGUGCUGCCUGUGUGGGACCAGCGUGGCCAUGAGGACCCUCUACCGCACCAGAUACAACAUCCCGGGGUCCAUUUGCUCUGACUUCUGUGUCACUAUGUGGUGCCUCACGUGCUCCGUUUGCCAAAUAAAGAGAGACAUCAACCGGAGGAAGGAGCUGGGCAUAUUCUGAUGCUGCCAUCCUCGCUGCGCCCUGCAGAGCUGCUGCGGGCAAGAGUCGCCACAGCCUUGGCUGUUGGGAAAUGCACCACGGAGGGGUUGCCUUGACUGUGAUUGAUUUCUGUUUCCCCAGGUAACAGCAGCAAUAAACAGCAGUUUGUCUUCCUGC